This is a messenger RNA of Clunio marinus, 216 nucleotides long. Lineage: Eukaryota; Metazoa; Arthropoda; Insecta; Diptera; Chironomidae. The record is from the annotation of a GenBank genome assembly.
AUGGAAGAAGAUAUAAAACCGAUGACCAUCAUAGCAAAGGGCACCGUAUCAACAGCAACCUUCGCAGCACAAGCUGUUGAACUUCUUAAUGGAGAUUUUUUCCCUUGCUUACGAAUAUUUGUCGUUCAAUUGUUUCAUUAUGAAAACCUUCCUGUUUUUUCUUCUUUGCCUUAUUUGAUGAUUCUUAUGGCAAUUAGAUACAAGGUUGUGAAAUGA